AUGCCACUCGGGAACCUGCAUGGACCCCACAUAAGCCCAGGGACCGAGGCGUGGCUAGAUUCUUCAGAAAAUGUAUCAGUUAUAUUUACUGAAACUGCAAAAUGGAUUGGAGUGGAUACGGUCAGCGUUGAGGUCAUCACCACUGCUGGUGUGACAACAACAGCGACUGCACCAUUUGCCAUUAUCACGGCCACGGAGACCUCAGGGAAUACCAAUCCUGGUGAUGUCAGUUUCAUUUUAUCUCCAGAAGGCAAGGACAGACUCAACGCUCUUUUCGAAGAAGUGGCCGCCGCAUGCGCGAAUACGCGCGUCAAGCGGUCUGGUAGUUGCGAGUUAUCACAAUUAUCGCGUCCUGGAGCUGGAGGAGGUGUCCUGGAGUUUGAUAUUGACUUUGGGAUUGAUAUUCCCAUGUUCACCGCAGGAGAUGUUGCUGUCGCACUGCAGAGCGUACCGGCAGCCGUGGCCGUGGCUUUCAUUGCCUACGUGAUUGGGAACGGGAAAGUGCCAGACGCUGUUAAAAUUCCGGCGACAGACACCAUCAAGACGACCACGGCAGAAGCGACGUCAACAACCGAAGACGGUGACCUCGCACCCUAUGUGACCACUAACUACCCAGAAGUUCUCCCUACCGAAGCAGCUGAUUCGGAUGAGGCUUACGCCCUGGAUUCGUUUAUGCAAGUCUUCUUGCUAUCCUACUUUCCCACGCAGACUGAACUCACGGGUCUGCCAACUUUGACAAAGACCGCAUCAACAACCCCUGGUACCAUAAGCAUAUCGACUCCUGCUGGUAGCUCUUGUGCGAAGACCGCAACGAGCGAGCUCUGUACCAUUCCGCGAGAGCCUUGCGCCACUUCUGUAGGUUUUCGGAACUAA
Messenger RNA from Penicillium waksmanii, 873 nucleotides. RefSeq lists its product as uncharacterized. The coding region runs from base 1 to 873 and encodes 290 amino acids. The record is from RefSeq and is a predicted model, not a curated record. The transcript is spliced from 2 exons. Lineage: Eukaryota; Fungi; Ascomycota; Eurotiomycetes; Eurotiales; Aspergillaceae.